Molecule: messenger RNA, 1338 nt
Organism: Melospiza georgiana
Lineage: Eukaryota; Metazoa; Chordata; Aves; Passeriformes; Passerellidae
Exons: 6
Coding region: 1-1338 (445 amino acids)
Biological process (GO): T cell activation
Cellular component (GO): external side of plasma membrane
Source: RefSeq, a predicted model, not a curated record
AUGGUAGCGAGGGGCUGUGGGCGUGGGAACGGGGAGGAGGCUGUUGCCAUGGGAACAGAAGGGUGGUGUUGCCAUGGGACUGGGGGGCUGAGGGUGUGGGGACCGGGGGCUGCUGACGUGAAACGGCGGACAGUUGCCAUGGCGAUGCGAUGCUGUUGCUAUGGGAACGGGGUGCGUGUUGCCAUGGAAACGGGGUUCUCUCCCCACCUUCUCUCCCCAGCGAGCGCCAGCGACACCAGGGAGGUGAUCGGGGCCGUGGGCGGCUCUGUGACCUUCCGCAGCCACAACCCCGACAGGAACGUGGCCCUCUGGAGUUUUGGGGGCGAUCCCAUAGUGACUGUGGUGUUCAAGAGCCCUCCUCGACUCAUAUUUUUCGAGGACAAAUUCAAAGCCCGUUUCGCCGUCUGCGAGGACGGCCACGCGCUCAGCAUCCCCCAGCUGAGGAUGGAGGAUGCCGGGACCUACUCUGUGGCCAUUGGGGAUAAAAGAUCCACCUUCACCCUGCAGGUGUUCAGGAAGCUGGCAGAGCCCACGGUGACCUGCGAGGCCCAGAACUGCUCGGGUGGAAGCUGCAGCUCCUCCCUGCGCUGCUCCACGCCCGGCACCGGCUUUGGGAAUGUUUUCUACACCUGGAGGGUGGGAAAUCAGACGUGGGAUGGGAGCUCCAUGGUGCUGCAGGUGAAUGAAACAUCCCAGGAUGGGCUGGAGCCGGUGACGUGCACGGCACGGAACGCCGUCAGCAGCAGGAACGUCACCGUCACCAACCUCGGGGAGCUCUGCGCGGGUGAGAGCCGGGGACAGGUUGGGGAAAGGUGGGGUGGGCUGAUCCUGAUCCCUGAGAGCAGGAAAAGCUGGGAUUUGGGGUUGGGAUGGGCUGAUCCUGAUAGCCUGGGAGCAGGAAAAGCUGGGAUUUGGGGUUGGGAUGGGCUGAUCCUGAUAGCCUGGGAGCAGGAAAAGCUGGGAUUUGGGGGCCGCUCCCGGCCCCCCGUUAGUCCGUGCUGCCCCGGCUACCGCGGUUUCAGCCCCGGUUCCACUAUCAUGGCGGCCCCGUUCCCGCUCCCGCCCCUACGAGCAGCGUCACCCUCGCCAGGCGAUUACGUCCGCAAACGAACAACGAACAGCCAUGGUCGCCAUUACGGGGCAGCUCCGGCAAGCUCGGUUUCCCCGUACCGGCGCUCGGGCAGUGCCGCUCCGGCAGCCACGCCAGCCCAGCUUGCGAGCUGCACGCCGCGGCCCAGCCUCGCCCGUCGCUCGGCCACCAAGGCAGGACCCCUCCCGCAGCAGCCCCACGCCGCUCCUCCGGCAGAGCAGGCAGGUACGGGGGAGCGGUCGCGCUGA